This is a messenger RNA of Colossoma macropomum (tambaqui), 1229 nucleotides long. RefSeq names its product neuralized E3 ubiquitin protein ligase 2 (gene neurl2). The transcript has 2 exons. The coding region runs from base 251 to 1084 and encodes 277 amino acids. Gene Ontology annotation, biological process: intracellular signal transduction. The record is from RefSeq and is a predicted model, not a curated record. Lineage: Eukaryota; Metazoa; Chordata; Actinopteri; Characiformes; Serrasalmidae. Gene Ontology annotation, molecular function: ubiquitin protein ligase activity.
ACACAUGCAGUGGUUUAAAAAUAGCCCCGAUUUUGGAACUAGAAACUUCUCCAAGCUACAGCAUGUUGGUGUGUGGUAGAAGUAUAUGCCACCAGGACCAUGUUUUCAGCCAGCAUUCAGGACUUGACAUAAGAUGAAGAAGUGUGAUUUCAGAUUUUUAGAGAAGUGUGAAGCUCUUUUGUCCGUGAAGAGUCCUUGGUGCAUUUUCCUAAAGCUAAGCUAACAUUUGUUGAGACUAAAGUUUUUGAAAAUGGCUGCUGUUUUGGGGCAGUUCAUGGAGUUCCACCCAGUUCAUGGAACCAAUGUGCGACUGGACCUGUCUAGAACCAGGGCCACCCGGGUUGAGAGUUUCGCCAAUGGAAUCUGCUUCAGUAAACAUCCUCUGAACCCUGGAGAGAUCUUCCUGUUAGAGAUUGAGGACAAGGAGCUUGGCUGGUGUGGCCACCUCAGGAUCGGCCUGACUGCACGCGACCCUCAAACUCUUGAGACGGUUCCUGAGUAUUCUCUUCCUGAUCUGGUGGACCAGGGAGAAAGCUGGGUGUUUGCAAUCACAAGAAAUCACAAUAAGGUUAUUGAAGACGACACUCAUGAAGAAGUAGAACAGGCGGCAGAUGGAAGAAAUGAAGAAAGGAACAGACCCAAAAGUUUCUUCACUGACACCCACUUGUAUAUAGAGAACGUGUGCAUACCCAAGGACAAACUGGUAGGACGGAGUCGGCCUGGACGCUUUAGUCACAUCCUGGAUGAUCUGUACAAGACCAAUGCAUUGCCUCCAACUGCCCGACGCAGCCGCAUAGGAGUACUGUACGUGCCGAAAGGGCAAGGCUUUGCUGAUAUGCAUAUUGUCAUCAAUGGUGAAGACAUGGGUGCCUCUGCUAAAGGAAUCCCAACUAAUCAGCCCCUCUACGCUGUCAUAGAUGUUUUUGCUGCCACUAAAUGUGUCAGAAUUGUCCAGGUGGAAUAUGGCUUUGCAUCACUGCAGACUCUGUGCCGAAAGACCAUUCAGAAGCAUAUUGUCCACAGAAUGGCUCUGGACUGGUUGGAGCUUCCAGAGUUACUAAAAAAUUACUGCAAAUUUGAGUAACAGAGCGGCGACACAGAACCAUUAACACUCCCAAAGACUGGAAAGGCUUGAGCUGCAGAGCAUUUUACAGAUCUCUAAUUCUCAAAGGUGGAUUAUCACACAUGCUAUUUGCAUUUAUAGCAAUAAAUAAUGUACCAACAAACAA